CGCAUGCGCAGUGCGUGUGACUAAACAGCGGGCGAGAAGGAAGGUGACAUUUUGUUGACGUCCCGCUUUGUGUGUGUUUUGUUAAGAUGUCGGCUCUGGUGAGGACAGUGAAUGUUCUCAGAGCAGGAGCUCAGCUCAUCAGACGCGGACCUCAGCACAACUUUAUAAGGAAGGCAGGUGGAGCUCCUCACAUUGUGGCUCAGUACCGUCAGCCUCCUCAGCUCACGAAUCGCCAGAAGUUUCGUGCUGAGCUGCUUAGUGGAUUCAUGUGGUUCUGGAUCCUGUGGCACUGCUGGCAUGAUUCAGACGCUGUACUGGGUCAUUUUCCAUGGCCGGACACAGACGCCUGGACUGACGAGGAGCUGGGAAUUCCUCCUGAUGAUGAGUGACAACAUCAUCCAGCACACCAGUGAGUGCUGAGUGGAGUGUGUGUGUGUGUGUGAUCUGUGACUUCCUGCUGUACAGAGACUCGUUCAGUCUGAUUUUGUUUUCUGUUCACAUCUAUUUAAAAAAAUAAAAGUAAAUAAAUAAA
Messenger RNA from Tachysurus vachellii, 532 nucleotides. RefSeq names its product NADH:ubiquinone oxidoreductase subunit B2 (gene ndufb2). Gene Ontology annotation, cellular component: mitochondrial inner membrane. The coding region runs from base 87 to 389 and encodes 100 amino acids. The record is from RefSeq and is a predicted model, not a curated record. Lineage: Eukaryota; Metazoa; Chordata; Actinopteri; Siluriformes; Bagridae. The transcript has 4 exons.